Messenger RNA from Umbelopsis ramanniana AG, 2595 nucleotides. RefSeq lists its product as uncharacterized. The coding region runs from base 71 to 2461 and encodes 796 amino acids. NCBI's taxonomy places the organism in Eukaryota, Fungi, Mucoromycota, Umbelopsidomycetes, Umbelopsidales, Umbelopsidaceae. Gene Ontology annotation, molecular function: DNA binding; zinc ion binding. The transcript is spliced from 8 exons. The record is from RefSeq and is a predicted model, not a curated record.
UAGAGCCAGUGAUAACGUCAUAGAAUUUUAACUGAGCAAAUUACCAGCAUUUGGUCAAAUCACGUGCGCAAUGCUUGGAGCCGCCAAAAGUCAGCGACAAUAUUCUACCGUUACCCGUUGUCGCGUUCCAAGCAAAGGUUAUUCUGCAAUGUCGCAGCCAGAGGAUGCUAUUGAUAGAACACCAGAGUAUAAUCGCUUUAUGGGCGAACUCAGGGAGUUUCACAAACGCCAUGGCACAUUCCUACAAGCUGAACCUGUUUUGGGUGGUAAAAAGCUUGAUCUACUCAAGAUUUGGCAACGUGUCCAGGAAGCAGGUGGUUUUGAACAGGUCACGCAAAGUCGUACAUGGAAACAAGUUGGCGACCCUUUCAACUUUCCUGUGACUUGUACCAAUAGCGCUUAUGUUUUGAAGGCUGUUUACAUAAAAUACAUGUUGGGCUACGAAGAAGAAAAGGUAUGGGGAAGGCAGUGGGUGCCACCAAGUGAUGCUCUAGAGGUCAAUCAGCGGCCUGGACAAGCCGCAGGAUCUCCUGGUCCUCCAAAGCUUCCUGUAGCGUAUAAGCCAACAAACGUUGUACGACGCACUGCCACAGCCUUUACUCCGCAAGCUGCUUCAGGGCCAUACACAGCGCAACCAGGACCACAGCGACCACCGCCAAAUAUGCCUCCUACUAGACAAUUAAUGCCUUUUGAUGUACUUAUGUAUGACGAGAAUUUUCGCACUCGUAUAACUCUGGCGCUCAAAUCUCGACUACCGAAUGAGAUUGAUUGGGCAUUCAAUAAUCUCGUUCGGUUAUCUUUUGCGUCAGAUAAUUUUAACUUCGGGUAUAUGCCUCAAUUAUUGGAGAGCCUUAUCAGUUUUGCGGAUCCCUUCUUUCAAAAAUACGUGUUCUUACCGACUGGAAGCGAUGUCAAUGCCACAAAUGUAGCUCUGCCUGAAGAUGAAAGCGCUCAAUUGAACGGCGUUACCGCCAUGGAAGGCAUUGAGCAAGAAAAUGACACAAUCAUUGCCCCUUCCACUACACAAGAUGAGAAUUUCGAAUAUAGCAGUCCCAGCGAUCCUACAUUAUCGCAGCAUGCUGCCAACGAAACAGACGAUCACCUUUUCAACAGUAAAGAGUAUCAAGAGAGUUUGGAGCGUGUCCUUCAAGUUUUACAUAUCUUGCGAAACGCAUCAUUUCUGGAAAGCAACAUGCGUACCAUAUCACAAAACCGUGAGCUACCAAGUAUGCUCAUCAAAGGCCUGGCAUUCUCAGGUCGGGCUCAAUAUAUUGAAUUGUCUCGACACUGUCUUGAUAUACUAGAGAACAUCGCCCCGUGUAUCAUUUUGAAGAGCCGUGUGGAUCCAUACCUUGUCUCCUUGUCUAGGUUGGUGUUCACAAACGACAAAGCGUUGAUAUUAGGAGCUACGAAGGCAUUAACUCGUGUAGCAGUUACGGAAGUGAACGAAAAGAUUUUCACGAUUCCUGAUCUGGAUCUGUUGAAACGAAUGAUUGAAUUCUUAUUCGUCAAUGACGAAGAACUUCUUGCUGCUACUUUAGAGUACUUGUAUCAACACACCAGUCUUCACAGCGACCUUGCGACAGAGCUUCUCAACCUAUAUCCUGGAAACCUUAUUGGUUUGCUCACUGGAUUUUUGUAUUACAACUCUUCAAUUGUACCCAAUGGAACCGUUGCAAAUACAGACAUGGUGAUAGAGACUGAGCAACCGCAAGGUGGUGGUCCCACACAACCGUCUAAAGGACCUAGCAUACCGGACUUGACGAAUUAUGCACAGCUAGAUGAACCCUUCCGUUGCUUAGGAUGGGUUAAGGAUAAGCUUGAGUCAAGCGGUCCAGAGGACACAUUGACGUUAGGUGAAGUUUACAAAACCUAUCAAGUUCGGUUUGAAAACAACAAACCACUUGGCAUCAAAGAGUUUUACACUGUGCUCAAGAUUGCACUACCUCAAGCGAAUCAGCCUGCUGAGCUAGAGCUGGAAAAUGUAAAGCUACAAAACAUAAAGUACAAAUCAAGACUGGAUUUCAACUGCCUUUGGCAAGAUUGUACGGAAGGCUUUGCAUCCGAAAAGGAGUUGCAUCAACACAUUCUUGAAAAGCACGUUCCAAAAUCCGAUGUGCCCACCGAGUACACCUGCAAAUGGAUGUCAUGUAACCGAUUUGCAACACCUGUAGCUGAUCGCCAUACGGUGUUGUCGCAUCUUCGAAUUCAUUUUGCACCGAAACCGAAGCAAUCCAUCAAAAAGCGAAUACUUAUGUCUCCCAAAAACGCUCUCCCGGUCGAUGACUCCGAGAUUUCUGGCGUUCCACUUACUGCAGCACUUCUCUUAAGAAACUUGGUCAAGGAGAAGCGACACCAUGAAUACUUUUUACCUUAUGAGCAAGAUAUCACCAUGACUGGUAUUCAUCGCCCGAAAUUAGAACGAUACACUGUUGCUGUUAUGACUGCUUUGCAAUCAUGACAACCUUCCAUUUCUUUCCUUCAUAUACCGUUACAAGCGCAAGUUAAUUGAAAACCUUUUAAAAGAGUUCUACAAGAUUUGAGAGACUGUUUCUACUACAUCUGUAAACCUAAUAAAUGACUGUACAUAUUGAA